AUGUCGUCUUCUCCUAAAGAAGCCAAUCUUUGUCACUGCGGUUUGAAUUUUAAAGUCCACAGCGACCUCCCCCCGCCCCCACUCCAAGUCGCAGAAUCUCCACAGAGCUGCAGGAUGAGGGUGCUGGCGCCUCCAAUGCUGCUCCUCCUGCUCUUGGGGGCCUUGGCCCUGAGGGACACUUGGGCGGGUGAGCACAGGAUUCAGAGGGAAAUAGCCUCCAAGUGGGAGGAGCGAGGGGACCAUCCAGUGAGCACUGAGGUCCUGGGGAAGUCAACCUGGGACCUGGUUGGGUGGUCUCAGUGGCUCCCUUCCCCAGGCUCCCACUCCCUGAGGUAUUUCGACACCUGCGUGUCCCGCCCCGGCGGGGAGCCCCGCUUCAUCUCCGUGGGCUACGUGGACGACACGCAGUUCGUGCGCUUCGACAGCGACACCGAGAAUCCCAGGAUGGAGCCCCGGGCGCCCUGGAUGGAGAAGGUGGGACCCAAGUAUUGGGAACGGGAGACACAGACCGCCAAGGACAAUGCACAGAGUGACCUAGUGAGCCUCAACAACCUGCCAGGCUACUACAACCAGAGCGCGGGCGGCUCUCACACCUACCAGAGGAUAUAUGGCUGCGACAUGGGGACAGAUGGGCGCCUCCUCCGCGGGUACAGUCAGUAUGCCUAUGAUGGCGCGGAUUACAUAGCCCUGAAUGAGGACCUGCGCUCCUGGACCGCGGCAGACAAGGCGGCUCAGAUCACCCAGCGGAAGUGGGAAGCGGCUGGUGUUGCAGAGAGCUUAAGGGCCUACCUGGAAGGAGAUUGCUUGAAGUGUCUUGCAGGCUACCUGGAGAAAGGGAAGGAGUCGCUGCAGCGAGCAGACCCCCCGAAGACUCAUGUGACUCACCACCCUAUCCCUGAAGGGGAUGUCACUCUGAGAUGCUGGGCCCUGGGCUUCUACCCUAAGGAGAUCACCCUGAACUGGCAGCGGGAUGGAGAGGACCAGACCCAGGACAUGGAACUUGUGGAGACCAGGCCUGCAGGGGAUGGAAACUUCCAGAAAUGGGCAGCUGUGGUAGUGCCUGCUGGAGACGAGCAGAGAUACACCUGCCAUGUGCAUCAUAAGGGGCUGCCUGAGCCACUCACCCUGAGAUGGGAGCCACCCCCUCAGCCCACCAUCCCCAUCUUGGGAAUUGUUGCUGGUGUAAUUCUCCUUGGAGCUGUUGUCACUGGAGCUGUGGUCGCUUUUGUCUUUUGGAAGAAGAAAAACAGGUGUACAACCAGACACCUAUGCUCCAGCUGCCUGUAAUGACAGUUCCCAAGGCUCUGAUGUGUCUCUCACUGGUUAAAAAGUAUUUUCUUUCAACUGAGUAAUACAGGAUUUCUUCAGUUCUCUUCCUGCUCCCUACUGCAGUUUCAAGAGGUCCCAACUUCUCUUUGUGCAGCUGGCAAUAAACUGUGUCUAUGUGUCUGUAUUCCUGUCAUCAGAUCAUGAGGAAAUGGAGACAGGCGCUCAUCUUUGAUCACCAAGACCCCUCCCAACACUGUCCUGUUCUCUUCCUCAAUUAACUUUCCUAUGUAGCAAAUGCGGGGCUGGGAUGUCUUCAUUCCUGGUAGCUUUAUGUUGCCCUGGGCUCUAGACUUUUCCUUGCCCUUUGCAAAACAGAAUGUGUAUAUUGAUUUGUAUUUCACAUAUGUUCCAUGAAUUACGGUUGUGGGUUAAUUAAGUGAAAAGAGGAUUCCUAAAAUUUCUGAGAGAAAAUAAAACCCAAAACCUUCCA
Molecule: messenger RNA, 1759 nt
Organism: Marmota flaviventris (yellow-bellied marmot)
Lineage: Eukaryota; Metazoa; Chordata; Mammalia; Rodentia; Sciuridae
Source: RefSeq, a predicted model, not a curated record